This is a messenger RNA of Gossypium arboreum, 1215 nucleotides long. RefSeq lists its product as uncharacterized. Bases 1 to 1215 code for a protein of 404 amino acids. NCBI's taxonomy places the organism in Eukaryota, Viridiplantae, Streptophyta, Magnoliopsida, Malvales, Malvaceae. The transcript is spliced from 4 exons. The record is from RefSeq and is a predicted model, not a curated record. Gene Ontology annotation, molecular function: nucleic acid binding; RNA-DNA hybrid ribonuclease activity.
AUGGGAAUCCGUGCAGCCAUAGAGCAUAAAAUCAGGGUGUUAGAGGUGUAUGAGGAUUCUAUACUGGUGAUUUAUCAGCUCAAAAGUGAAUGGGAAACAAGGGACCCCAAGCUGAUUAGUUACCGAAAGCUGGUCCUAGAGUUAAUUGAGGGGUUUGAUGAUAUCACUUUCUACUAUCUCCUGCGAUACGAAAACCAGAUGGCUGAUGCCUUGGCUAUGUUAACUUCUUUGAUCAGAGUAAAUAAACAUGAGGAUAUGAAGCUGAUCCAGAUGAGUAUUUGUGAGGCUCUAGCUCAUUGCUGCAAUAUCGACGAACAAGAGGAGAGAGAUGAUCAUUAUUGGUAUCAUGAUACUCUACGAUGCGUAAAGAACCAUGAAUACCCUGAUCUGGUAGCUGGAAAUGAUAAGAGAACGUUGAGGAGGCUGGCUAGCGACUAUGUCUUAGAUGGAGAGAUCUUGUAUAAAAAGAGAAAGGAUCAGGUGCUGCUAAAAUGUGUUGACGCUGUUGAAGCUAAGAAUAUCUUGAAAAAAGUCCAUGAAGGUGUCUGCGGGACGUAUACUAAUGGGUUCACAAUAGCUAGUCAAAUCAUGAGAUUCGGGUAUUACUGGUCUACGAUGGAAGGAGAUUGCAUUAGUUAUGCCAAGAAAUGGCACAGACUCAUUGGGCCGAUUUUGCCGAAGGCUUCUAACGGAUAUCGAUUUAUCUUUGUGGUCAUCGAUUACUUCACCAAGUGGGUAGAAGCUGCUUCAUACGCCAGCGUCACGAAGUCGGCAUUCAAAAUUAAGUACCACAACUCGUCGCCAUAUCACCAAAAAAUAAAUAGUGCAAUUGAGGCAGCUAAAAAAAAUAUCAAGAAGAUUGUGGGGAAAAUUACUGAGACCUACAAGGAUUGGCAUGAAAAGUUACCAUUUGCUCUGUACGCCUAUCGAACAUCCGUCAGAACUUCUAUUGGGGCAACACCUUACUCACUGGUUUAUGGGAUGGAGGCAGUUUUGCCUAUUGAAGUCGGAAUUCCUUCUCUCCGGGUUUUAUUAGAGUUAAAGCCUGACGAAGCAGAAUGGAUCCAGUCCCGAGGCAAAUGGAUGCCAAACUGGGAAGGACCUUAUGUGGUAAAGAAGGUAUUUUCUGGAAGGGCACUGAUAUUAACUGAGAUGGAUGGUAAGAGCUUGCUUAACCCAUUAAAUUCGGAUUCAGUCAAGAAGUACUUUGCUUAA